AAUGAGCUUGCUGAUCCCAAUAAUGACAUAUCUAAUACUUUGAAGUGGAUAGCAGAAGGGCCUCGGGAGACAGUGAAAAAGUAUGCUGGAUAUUCUGUAGAUGGCUGCCAUUUUCACACAAAAUCUCAUGAUAGUUCUCAUGUCCAACAAAACAGUGGAGUGACUUUGGUAGCAAAGACAAUGCAAAUAUCCAGUUCUAAAGAUAAGAAUCCUAAGGAAGAUGAUAUGACUUUCUAUGGAACGAUUCAUGAGAUAUGGGAGGUCAAUUAUAAUGAUUUCACACACACAAUAUUUAAGUGUGAUUGGGUGAAAAGUACAACAGUUCUAGCCAAGAUGAAACACUUCGAAGACAAUCCUUUAGAAGAUGAUGAUGAAUAUACAGAUGAGGAUGCAGAUGACCAGGCCACAAACAAGAGGAAAGGGAGAGGUCCAACUUUGAUGUCAGACUUGGUCCAUCGUAGGGGCCAUAAGGGUCGUAUAGAAGUUGGAUAUAACACAAAGGGACAGCCAGAAGGCAAGCAUGGAUCAAAUUUAGCUAGUUUCAUUGGAGUAAUGGCGCGAAGCACUGUUCCAAUUAUAUAUGAAGAUUGGAAAGUGGUACCAGCUUCUUUAAAGGAUAAGAUAUGGGACAUGGUUCUGAAAGCAUUCAUCGUGGAUAUGAAUAGUAGGAAGCAUGUCAUAAGCAAUGCUGGAAAGGCAUGGAAAUCAUUCAAGAGCACUUUAACAACAUCAUAUAUACUGAAAUUCAAACAUCAGCCUCUCAAGCUGAAGACUCCACCGUCUGGCUAUGAUUUCAUCCUUCAAGCACAUUGGGAUGCCUUUGUGAAGUCUCGAUUAACAGAAGAAUUUGCGGAAAUUAGAGAAGCUGCAUCAAGGAGGCGAGCUCUCCAUGUAUACAAUCAUCGAAUGUCUAGAAAAGGCUAUGCCAAUUUGGAAGAAGAACUAAAAUUGGCGUUGGGUGACCAAACUGAUAUUGAUCGAUCAGUUCUGUGGAAGAAAGCACGUGUUGAUAAAAAUGGAAACUAUUCAAAUGAGGCAGUGAAACAACGUGUUGAUAAAAUUGAUGAAGUGACUAAACAUGUUAAGGAUGGUAUUAUAUCAACAGCUGGUAGUAAUGACAUACUGACAAUGGCUUUGGAAAAGCCUGAAUAUUCCGGUCGUGUAAGAGGUGUUGGAAGCAAUGUCACACCUAUUUUGUACUUCAAUACUCCAAGGUGUCGAUCUCAAUCCACCCAAAAUCAGUUGUUGCAACAAAUGGAGCAAAUGCAGAACCAGCUUUUAAUGUUUACUCAAUUGCUACAACCUGAUCAAUUGUUAAUGAUGCAACACAUGGUCCAAGGUAGCCGUGUGUCUGAGAAAUCUAGUUGCUCAGUUCAGAAGGACAAAGUUGAGACAUUAUCUAAGGAGGAGGAGUCUAGGGUGGAAAUGAUGAAACGAAAAGAGAAGAAGUCUAAGAAAGCUACAUUUAAAGUCAAUGUACAAGAGGCUUUGAAGACUAGUACUAAAAUUCCAGAAGAAAUCGAGCAGGUAAAGCAACACAAUAAAGAAGAAUCAGCUUUGAAACCUGGAAAAAACAAACAAGAUGGCUAUACAGAGGUUCCCAAAGACAAGCCACAAGAUAUUGAAAAAGUACAUAUAAUCUUUCAGAUGCUUAACUACAUUUAUAAUAAUUAA
Rosa rugosa (rugosa rose) is the source of this 1674-nucleotide messenger RNA. RefSeq lists its product as uncharacterized. Bases 181 to 1674 code for a protein of 497 amino acids. The transcript has 7 exons. The record is from RefSeq and is a predicted model, not a curated record. NCBI's taxonomy places the organism in Eukaryota, Viridiplantae, Streptophyta, Magnoliopsida, Rosales, Rosaceae.